Molecule: messenger RNA, 376 nt
Organism: Gilbertella persicaria
Lineage: Eukaryota; Fungi; Mucoromycota; Mucoromycetes; Mucorales; Choanephoraceae
Exons: 3
Coding region: 166-369 (67 amino acids)
Source: RefSeq, a predicted model, not a curated record
CUAUAAGGUAUAAUGAUAACGAUGAAAGGACAGCGUAUUGUGAGAUUUUUAUACCGAUAUUCAAAGCUUUUGGAAACACCAUCCAAAAACUCGAAUACACUUGUUUUGCUGCAGUAGAGACAUAUUUUCAAUUCUAAUGCAUCUUUCUGGUUGUUUGAAUAAAGGAUGACAACUUCUUGGAGAGUCUCCAAACAGCAAAAGCAAAGAAAAACACAUGUCAACAUAUUAUUUUUGAACUGCAACUCAGUCUUUUAUAAUGUACUAGUGUCCUAUUUAAAUAUCAAAUGCCUGAAUCACUAUCGACUUUCUAACUGUUUUAUAAACCGAAGUCUGUACAUAUCAUCUACUUACAAAUCAACUGAGUUUUAAAAAAAAC